Molecule: messenger RNA, 2211 nt
Organism: Anolis carolinensis (green anole)
Lineage: Eukaryota; Metazoa; Chordata; Lepidosauria; Squamata; Anolidae
Gene: mtif3
Product: mitochondrial translational initiation factor 3
Exons: 4
Coding region: 102-950 (282 amino acids)
Biological process (GO): ribosome disassembly; mitochondrial translational initiation
Cellular component (GO): mitochondrion
Molecular function (GO): ribosome binding; translation initiation factor activity
Source: RefSeq, a predicted model, not a curated record
ACCAUUUCCGCCCAAGCCCCGCCUUUUCCGGCCAGUCCUUCGCCCUCUUUCUUCCGCGCCUGGGAGGCUGACAGUAUUGUUGUCCGGGCAGUUCUUCUAGAAUGGCUGCCUUGUGCUUAAAGAAACUACUUGCUCAGGCCAAAAGGGAUCAAGUGAACCUUAUCAGUAGAUACCUUGCUACUUUUGGGGUGUGCCCAUUGAAAAGAACACCCCCCUCUCAGACAUGGCUUGUGACAGAGCAUGCUACAAAAGGACUUCUUCCUUUCCCCACACAAUCAUUCUGUACACAUGAAGCUGCUGAGGAGAAACUCAAAGGAAAGAAAAUAAAUCCCAAUGCCAAAAAGACUAUUGAAAGUGUUGGAAAGAAAAUCCCGCAUAGGAUUGUUCAGCUGAUAGAUGAGAAUGGCAACAACGAGGGGACGAUGCACAGAGCUGACGUGAUUCGUAUCAUGGAUGAAAGGGGACUGAGGCUUGUUCUGCUUUCAGAGAAGGCAGAUCCUCCUGUUUACAGACUGAUGUCAGGGCACCAGAUUCAUGAAGAACGCAUGAAACUGAGAGAAAAGCAGAAAGCUAACCCCUCAAAUGGGCCUGUCCAACAGAAGGAGAUAACACUUUCCACAACUAUUGCUCAACAUGAUUUAGAUACAAAGAUAAAACAAAUACAGCAGUGGAUUGAUAAGAAGCACCAUGUGAGGGUAACAGUGCAGCAGAAGAGGGCUGAUGAUGAACCAAAACAUACGUUAGCAUUAUUUAGUCAGAUUUUGGAUGCGAUGCCUGAAAAAGCAACUUACCUCUCAGAGCCCCGCAUUGCUAAAGAAGGAAGGGGCACAUGUGUAUUGAGACACAUGUCCGAGAAAGAGAUCCGCGAACUCAAGACAAGGGGAAAAAACAAAGAAGGUCCAGGGGACACUGAAAAGUCAACCACUACCUCGGAUGCACUCAAUCAGUGAUUUUGAAAUGUGACAAAAGACUGAGUUUACUUCAAUAGCUUUUUGGUUAUCUGUACAGACCCCUUAAACUUGAUGACAAUGAUUGCUCUAUAAAGUCUCUUCCUGUUUCAUGCUCGCAAAGCUAUUGUUCAGGCUCAUCUGAAACUUUAGCCAAGGGACAGUGUUUCCACUGCCAGCACUGUAUUCAUUGCAGGUUCGGUCAAACUAUCACUGAUGGACAAUAUGUCUCUUUGGUCUGAUUUCAAUGGGAUGUAUCCACUGAGGUGAGAGGCUAGGCUCCGCCUAGGUCUUGGCUUUUUAACCUUAGGAGACAAGACAAACAGAAUUCCAUUUGAUAUCUGUCAUAUAAAAAGAAAGCUUAAUCUAUUUCUGCAGAUCGAGUAUCCCUUAACUGAAAUGCUUGGGACUAGAAAUCUUUUGGAAUACCUGUAUUUUGCCUAUAUGUAAAUAAUGAGGUAUCUUGGGAAAUUGGACUCAAGUCUAAACACAAAUGCAUUUAUGUGUCAUAUACUCCUUAGCCUGAAUCUUAUUUUAUACAAUACUUUAUAAUUUUGUGCCUCAAACAAAUUUUGUCUACACUGAAGUAUCAGAAAGCAACGGUGUCACUCUCUCAACCACUCACAAUGAUGAUUUUUGGAGUGUUUUGGAUUUUUGAGUUCCAGAUAAGGGAUGCUCAACCUGUAUUAUUGCUACACAUAUCUGUGACCAGCAUUCUUGGUAGCUAGCUUAUAGGAAAUGACAUUUUUGCAUUUCCCCUGUGCUGGAGAAGUUGCAGAGAUAAUUGCUGUUCAAGUAUUGUUUCCUUUGGGUCAGGAAACACUAGAUGUUUAUGCUGUUUUCCUAUAAUAUGCCCUUGUUGAAAUAUGCAAAGAGACAAGCAGAGGCAAACAGAUACCCGUGUAAGCAAGGAGACCCACUACUUCACAUCUUUCCAAAACGGGGACCUGUUCCAUCACUAUACCUCCACUCACCUCCUCUCUUGCAUUUAAUGCUAUGUAUAAUUCAUCUGCCUAAUGGAUUUCCCACAUAAUAUACUCCCAGCCUAGUUUCAUUUUCAUGGGGGUGGGGAAGUGGGAACCAUCUAGUUUUCCAGAUAUCGUUGGACAACAGCUCCUAGCAUGCUGCUUCAUCCUUCAGAACAUCUGGAAGACCGUUAUUACUUUUGUAACUAUGGCUUCUAUAACUUCAAUUGUAUCUAAAUGGUCAUCUUGCAUAUAUCAUUGCCAACGUAUGUUGGAGAAUAAAUGCAUGUAAGACCCAC